UCCUCGCCCUCGAAAUACUCCACGAUGCUGGGCGAAAGAGCGGCCCAGGAAGCCAUGGCCCCGGCCCUCCAAACGCGACGCGACCCAGCCCAGCCCCGCUGCCGCCGCCGCCGCCGCCACCCCACAAUGCUCCGCGCCGCCCGGGAGUCCCCGAGGCGCGCGCGAAGCUGCUCGGGCGCCCGCAGGCCGGGUUCGCCAGGAGUCCCGCACGUUGACGCCGCCCGCGCCAUCUUGACCGAGGGCAGCCUUCGCUAUUUCCGUUCCUUCUCUAACCCGGACCGCCAUCUUCGAUUGGCCUGGGCCAAAAACACUCAGGACCCUCGGAUUGCAGUGGGUUCCCAGUCCCCACUAGAAAAGAAGAUUAAGUUUGCCAAAGCGGAGGAGUACUACUAUCGACGGCAUCAGGCAACGAUGCUGGGAGAAGCAUGGAGAUACACGAUGGCUCCAAGGUGGGAAAUUAAAAUACAGAGACAGAGACCACAAAGUGACAAAACAGGAGAUACUAAAAAAUGGGACUAUUUAGUGUCUGAGAGGGAGCUGGACCACAUAGAGAAGCACAUCUACCGAGCCGAACAAGCCAGAGGCCUCCGAGACCACAAGUACCGGCUCCUCCCUCAAAGGGUUCCAAGUGAAACGGUCAUCCCCAAAAUACUAAGCCCAGGGAAGGAGGAGAAGACUGCAGCUGUCCAGAAAACCCAUAAAACGAAGACCAAAAAGCACAGGGCGGCCUGGGCAAAGGAACAGAUCAAGGGACAUCAGGAUCGAAUGAUUCGGGGGCGAGAGCUCACAGAGCAGAGAAGCGAGAGACUCCGUGCCUGGAGGGUCUCUGCUCCCGCUCCUCCCCUCCACAGGCCUGCAACACACAAGGAGGAAGAGAAAGAAUUCGAACGCAUCACAGCCUACCCGAUUGCCCAGCCUUACCAGGAAGCGCUCAUAGAAGUGACCAUCCUCACGGAAAAGUCCAGAAAAGAGGAAAACGUAAAGAAGCCACUCCGACGAGAGCUCUUGAGUAUGCCACCGUUUUUGAGAAGUCAACUAGAAAAAAAGGAAGUUUAAGUUAUUUUAUGGAUGAUUCUAUUUCUUUCGCAGGCUGGCAUCCUUUGACAACUGUCAGCGCAGUAAAAUCCCAUAACCCCCGAA
Messenger RNA from Lontra canadensis (Northern American river otter), 1140 nucleotides. RefSeq lists its product as uncharacterized. The record is from RefSeq and is a predicted model, not a curated record. NCBI's taxonomy places the organism in Eukaryota, Metazoa, Chordata, Mammalia, Carnivora, Mustelidae.